AACUCAUAAUUGGUUUUGAGAAACGUGAAUUAACGUUGUUUUUAUUAUUAAAUAUUUAAGUGAGAUGGCAUCUCGUGGAUUACUACUAUUGGGCCAAUGCAUGCCCUGCAUCAAGCAAAAUGCUUCCAAAAUACGUGUUCGUCGUAUGGAGCUGGACACAAAUCUAAAUAUGUACUUUAAAAAGGAUACAUUCUUCUUUGCACACGAUCCUGAAAAGGUGUGUAAAACGGGCGAUGUUGUAUUGAUAAGAGAGCUGCCCGAACGCUUGACACGACUUAUAACGCAUAAGGUAGAAAAAGUAGUUUACCCGCUGGGUGACAUAACCGAUCCAAUUAGCGGUAAAAAAGUUGUUGUUGGCAAAUACCGCGAGGACAUCGAAAUGGCCAAUCAGCUGUUCGGCAAAUCAGAAAAGGCAUUCGACUACGACAAGGCGCCGCCACGUGGUCGUCUGGAAGGUACCAAGGACUUUACACACGGCGAAACCUACAUCAAAUAUCACGAGGAUGGCAAGGAUCAGCCCUUCGCCGUGUAGCCCUAAAGUACAUCCAAUCUUGCUCUAAGUAGGCCCCUAAGUAGCUAAACAAUAUAGUCGACGUUACAUUUUACUAAAUAUUUUUAUUU
Molecule: messenger RNA, 621 nt
Organism: Drosophila arizonae
Lineage: Eukaryota; Metazoa; Arthropoda; Insecta; Diptera; Drosophilidae
Gene: mRpS17
Product: mitochondrial ribosomal protein S17
Biological process (GO): mitochondrial translation
Cellular component (GO): mitochondrial small ribosomal subunit; ribosome
Molecular function (GO): structural constituent of ribosome
Source: RefSeq, a predicted model, not a curated record